This is a messenger RNA of Penaeus chinensis, 2249 nucleotides long. RefSeq lists its product as uncharacterized. The transcript is spliced from 12 exons. The coding region runs from base 178 to 1668 and encodes 496 amino acids. The record is from RefSeq and is a predicted model, not a curated record. Gene Ontology annotation, molecular function: transcription coregulator activity. Gene Ontology annotation, biological process: regulation of transcription by RNA polymerase II. NCBI's taxonomy places the organism in Eukaryota, Metazoa, Arthropoda, Malacostraca, Decapoda, Penaeidae. Gene Ontology annotation, cellular component: transcription regulator complex.
CAUUCUAAAAAAGUAGCACAGAAGUCGGAAAUGUGCGGCGCCGCUUUCCUCAUCCGCCAAGCCAGUGUUUGGGUCGUGCCUCGGCGCGAGCCUCAGCCGCCUUCGCUCCCUUGUUUUCUCGCAGCUGAGAGGUAUGCAAGGGAAAGGCGAAUUGGUAGAAGGUAGAUAUCCCCUGACAUGGUAAAGUUUGCUGAGGCUGAGAAACGAGGUAGAGGGGGGGAGGGAGGUGACCGACGGUAUCCCCCAGUGGUGUUGCUUGAGAGACCAAAGAUGAGCCGUGCAAUGUGGGAGUCCCUGAAGGCUCACAUCAUUAGAGACCGCAAGAGGAAGAAAGAAGAACAAGAAGCAGAUGCAGAAGAAGAGAGGCUCCGCAAAGAGCGUGAGAACAGAAAAAAGCAGCAUGCCAUGACGCUGGAAGAGACCAGAGACACAAUUGUGAAGAUGGAGCAAGGUCUUACUGACUUGAAAAACCAAAAGCACCAGCUGUUUCAGGAUCUAAAAGUCGUCUUGAACGAGGAUGCAACCAGAAAGCGUGCUCAGCAACAGCAGAAUUAUCUAAAAGAGAGCUGGCAGGGACGGGAUUCUGAGCAUGGAAAUAGUCUUCUCCCUGGCACUGGCACCAUUCCACUCAUGGCUCACAGAUGGCCUUCAGCCAAAAUUCUCAUGACAGUAUGUUUUUGUCACCCGAGCUCCUUGCCAGAUUUUUCCAUGACAACAUGUUCAAGUCACCUCGCCCUCAAGCACAACAUUUUCAUGACGUGGUGGUCAUAUAAUCCAGAUCAUAGGAGUGAAUGCCAGAUGAUAUCUAUUUAUGCCAUGGCCAACUGGCUAGUGUCCUUGCCAUAUGUAGUCAAGCCUUCUCUGAGCUUACGUGAGCAGCCGUUCUGCCGGUUGUGUGACUUUCACUGCGCCAGGAAUGAGAUGCUGAGCAUGGAAAUGGCAUCUUCCAUGGAGCCAGUGUUCUUUCAUCUGCAGGGUUCUAUGAAGAGAUCACGCACACCAUCUCCUCCUCCACAACCAGGCUACCAACAGAUCCCCUACAACUUCAAGAACCUGUCUGGGCAUCCCCCACCAAGUGUACCUGUCUCUCUGCCCACAACCAAGGCUGGAACGGCGAGCAGUGUAUACGUGACAGGUCAAGCGCCUUACUAUCAUGGGUCAUCUCAGGCCCACAGCAGCUCGAGCCAAUACCAGGCAUCAUCCCAGACUGCAGCAUACCUGCCGUCCGCUGCUCCCCCCCUCACAAACACCCCUGUCCCCUCUCAACCCACACCUCCCCCUUCCCGAGAUGAUAAGCAUCUGCAGCCAGUCUAUAUGCAGAGCAGCAGAGCGACCCACGUGUCUGCCCUCCACCAGCCCUUAGACCAUAAGGGCAAGCCAACUGGGGGGGCCUUCCUACCCCCAGGGGAAGGAGCACAGGAAAAAUACUUCCAGCCCACUGUCAGAUCGCACCUGCCUCUGCAUUCGGGAGUGUUGCCUGUCCAGCAGCCACAUCCAGGGGGUGGGAAGGGAGGCAGCAUCACCUCAGGCUUCCCAGUCCGUACUGCUCCACCAUCUUCCCAGCCCCCCUCACCUGUGGUGAGCUCUGCUCCCCAUGCCAGCAAGCCUGAUACCAAGCCAAGAUCAUAUAGUAACCAGCAUCCAAACUACACACGUUCAUUCUACUGAAACACCAUUCAGUCUGAUGAAGUCUCAAGAAAAUGUUCUAAGGGAAAUAAAUGCUUACAAAGGUCUGAGUCUCAUCAAGCAACAGAGCAUUUUUGUCAUUAGGAGUAUCAGUUUCUCAAUAUUUUGUAUCUUCUACUGAUAUCAGUAACUAUGAUAAGUACCAAGUUUCCAAUUUUGAAAGUAACAUUUACCAUAACCAUUGAUGUUAUUACACUUGGCAAUGUAUCAGUACUUAUGAUCAUGUAUAUUUCCUCAGUCAAGGUUUUGUAAGAUAGAUAGAUAUAUAUAUAUAUAUAUUACUUAUUUUAAUAUGACAUUUCAGUAUUUUUUUCUUUUCUUUUAUUUUAUUGGUUAAGGGUUAAUGAAUAUAACAUAUAGAGGUUUAGACUUGGUUUGUACUCUUCUUGAAUCAUCAAAGGAAGAGAUGUACAUGUACUGUACUGAUGAUAUGUUAGGUGUAAGUAGAUUGUAAAUGAUGAAUUUUAUUUCAGUGGGGCAUCAUCAAAAUCUUUGUAUUUUUAUUUAGGGAAGAGUCCAGUUUAUGAAUGAGGCAAUUUUUAAAUAAAAAUAUUUUAAAGGAA